AUAAAAAGAUGACACCCAAUCUACAUUAUUCAUCUCAGUUGCAUACCUGUUUUAAAAAAAACUGUUCAUUCACCAUAUAACCCCUAAAGCUAUCACUGUGUUUUUCAAGCUACUGUAGGCCAACUGUACUACUGUAGACGACUGAAGCUAGGAGGGGUGGGAGGUUUGCCACCACCCCCCUUUCGGUUCCAUUUGUUUUAAAGUUGCUACUUCACAUCAUUUAAAUCCCGACUGUUGAAGUCUCUCCAUAUGUUUUAUUACAAAAUUUGAAUUUGUAGUGGUUAGCAACAGAAACUUGUAUGGCUGAAGUGACAACGGAGAUGCAAUUUUCUUUACCUUGUAAGGUAGUGGUAAUGGAAGAGGGAUGCUCAAAAACAAAAAUGCAGAAAUCUCUAAUGUGAAAUAACCAAAACUGUUCUAACUUUGGUAGAAAAUUGCGUGUUCAUGUAGGACCCCAUCACUAAUAGUAAGAAGCUGAUUAAAAAAGUAGGGUUUCAGGGCCUUUAAGGAUUUAUCAACAAAACUAAAGUGCAUUGAAGUGGUCAGAAAACUUGUAUUUCUACAAUACCAGCUGCAGAUGAGGAUCAUAUGAUAUGAUUGAAAGCUCCAGAAGAGCUACUGAAUGGUGAGAUUUUUCGCUCAACUGCUGUUUCCAAAGUCAAGACUCAGUUCUAGAAGUAACUCUUCCUCAGCAUUAAAAUCCAAACAUAAACAACAACAACCAAUUUGACUGAGAGCCUGGCAACAAACAUUUGUUUUCAUUUAAAAUACACUUUAUGCUUCAGUCAUCUAGCUACUUCCUUACUACAAUAUCUUUGUUCAGUCAACAUGAGGGGCAGACCCAAGAGAAGAAACAAGAAAGAGCAGCAUAGUAAUGCUGGCAAACAACACAAGCCACAUGCAUGCAGAGCAGCUGUAGACGCCGAGGUGCUUGCACUUAGACAAGCCCUUCAAUCAGCUAAGAAAACCAACCAGAAGCUGGCCUCCUUAAACACCAAUCUGAGGAAGCAGGUUAAGGAAUUCACGCGCAUGGAGAUCAGCUGGGUAGAGGAGAAGGGGAAACUCGUGCAUGAAAACAGAAGUAUACAGAGGACACUCGGGAGGAAAUACAUCCACGCUAGAAAUGAGAUCUCCAGGUUGGAGGGGAUUUUGAAGGUUGCUGAAACCAACAAAGCUUUCAGGAAGAAAGACAAUAAAAGGCCCCAAGCUGCCUUGAAUGAAAUCAAGGCAGAGGGGGACAGGUGGGGGCUUAGAGAGGAAGAAAUAACCACAGAGCUUAAAGAAAUGCGUGAGAAGUGCCAGGAGCAGGAAGAGGUAAUAAUGAAAAAGGAAAAACUGAUCACCAGGUUCCGGAGUGAAAUGCUGGAUCUCGCAAAGGAGCAUUUACAGACUGUGAUCAAAAUGAGCCAGAACGAAGACGCACAUGAUCAGAGCGAGGGACAGUGGGAAAUAAAAUGUGAGGCCCUGGAGGUCAGGCUCAAGGAGGCUGAAAGGGAGAAGACAGACAAGGAGCAUGAUGACUCAAAAAAGAAGAACAGGCUAUUCUGUUUCCAGGGAAGGAAGAAGAAGAUUUGAGACAGGGACAGCGAGGACAAACACGCUGCUGUUUGAUAUGAGUAUCGCUCAUAGCAAUACCCCUCUUCCUCUCCUUCAUCUCAGUUUUUUUAUAUAGCUCAGCCUCAUAAGAAAUAAAAUGAUACUAGUUUAUGAUGAA
Messenger RNA from Siniperca chuatsi (mandarin fish), 1714 nucleotides. RefSeq lists its product as uncharacterized. The record is from RefSeq and is a predicted model, not a curated record. The transcript is spliced from 3 exons. Bases 829 to 1575 code for a protein of 248 amino acids. NCBI's taxonomy places the organism in Eukaryota, Metazoa, Chordata, Actinopteri, Centrarchiformes, Sinipercidae.